Candida dubliniensis CD36 is the source of this 1743-nucleotide messenger RNA. It is a transcript of the gene NOT4, whose product is annotated as CCR4-NOT core ubiquitin-protein ligase subunit. The transcript has 2 exons. Lineage: Eukaryota; Fungi; Ascomycota; Pichiomycetes; Serinales; Debaryomycetaceae. The coding region runs from base 1 to 1743 and encodes 580 amino acids. Gene Ontology annotation, molecular function: ubiquitin-protein transferase activity; metal ion binding; RNA binding. The record is from RefSeq and is a predicted model, not a curated record. Gene Ontology annotation, biological process: protein ubiquitination. Gene Ontology annotation, cellular component: CCR4-NOT complex.
AUGAUUCAAGCCGACGAUACUUUCAUCAGUGAUGAUGAAGAAGAAUACUGCCCAUUAUGUGUGGAAGAAAUGGAUAUUUCUGACAAAAAUUUCAAGCCUUGUCCAUGUGGAUAUCAGAUUUGUCAAUUUUGUUAUAAUAACAUCAGACAGAAUCCGGAAUUGAAUGGAAGAUGUCCAGGUUGCAGAAGACUAUACGAUGAUGAAAGUGUAGAAUAUAAGACAGUAAGUGCAGAGGAGUACAAAUUAAUGCAAUUGAAAAAGGAGAAACGUGACCGUGAAAAGAAGCAGAAGGAAAAGGAAAAGAAAGAGAUGGAGAUGGUCAACAAGAAGCAUUUGGCAGGAUUGAGAGUAGUUCAAAAAAACUUGGUCUAUGUGACAGGAUUGAACCCCCCUUGUAAUCCCGAUGAUUUACACUCAGUUUUACGAUCAGACAAAUAUUUUGGACAAUAUGGUAAAAUCUCUAAGAUUGUCAUAAAUAAGAAAACUCCCACAACGCAAACAUCAACUCAUCAUCACCAAAAUCCCGGAUUGGUGGUUUAUGUGACUUUUACCAGAAAGGAGGAUGCCUUGAAAUGUAUUACAGAAUUGGAUGGGUCGUUAUGCGAUGGAAGAGUUUUGCGUGCUGCUCAUGGUACAACUAAAUAUUGCUCAUCAUAUUUAAGAGGCCAACCUUGUCCAAAUCCAAAUUGUAUGUUUUUACAUGAACCUGGUGAAGAAGCCGAUUCAUAUACCCGAAAAGACUUGUCUACACAACAAGGUAUCAAGAUGGGAAUGACAGCAAGAAGUCAUACAACCUCAUUUGGUGAAGAAUCUAGUAGUAGUGGCCAAACUAACCACACUGUUUCUGAUGAUGACCACCACGAAGUCCACAAAGAACAUUUGCCAUCCACAGCUCAUUGGGCAGCUCCUGGAACCACUUCUGGAAGCAAUUCUCCUUUGGUCAAUAAUAAUAUUCCAUUGGCAAAUUCAGCAGCAUUCCCUACAUUAGGUGAGAUCGCUCGUGAUCAAAAGCAACAACAGAAGAAAGAAAUUAAGCCUCGUUCAAAGACUACAAAAGCUAACAACGCUUUGGUUCCUGAUGAAUUGGAUUCAGGUGAUAAUUCAGUAUUCAAGUUUGUCGAAACAACUACUGAACAAUUAAGGGGUUUGGAAGAUAUAAGAAACAUACGCUUCAAGGGUUGCGAAAACGGGAAAGUAUUGCCUUUAUUUUCCUUUAAAGGUAACUUCCUGAAUGACACUCAACUUGAAGACGAAAAAGUCAUAGCACGUGAAGUAAUUGAGAGAUUUCUUUUGAGACCUAUAAAGAACUACCAUUUAGCAUAUCAAAACCACCCAAUUACGCAACAGCAAGCCAUAUUGCAACGCCAACAACAACAGCAACAGCAGCAGCAGCAGCAGCAGCAGCAGCAAACGCCAGCAUUACAGGUAGCUCAAUUACAACAAAACAAAAAUGACGAGCAGCAGAAACAGGCACAACAACAGCUUUUGCUACUCCAAUUGCAACAUCAACAACAACUCCAGCAACAGCAACAACGACAACUUCAACAGCAACAGCAACAACAUCAGCCACAUCAAUUGAAUAUAUUGAAAACUUCGGAUAGAGUAAACACCUCAACUCCACCUCCUCCUGGUUUGUUUGCUGGAAAAGAUGUUGCCACUUCCUCAGAUAUGCCAAAUACCGGAUCAGCUUUACCUUCGUCUAGUUCGCAAUUGUUAACUCAGUUGAUGAGUGGGAAAAGAUAA